AUAUAUAAAUUAUAUACAUAUAUCCUUCAACAGAUUUGAACAAUAUACAAUACAAAUAAACUGUAUUCAGAAAUAUGGCUGACACUUAUAAUUCUCAUUCACUCGUCGUUCGUUUGCCAAAGAGCAAAUCUGGCUCCACUCGGUCGAACGAUCAGGACAUUCAUUACUUCUCAGAGUUGACAAACGAACUUUUUACGGACACACUAUAUUUUGAGGGCCUGAUCACCUCAGCUAGUGAAUCGGAUUUUCGGAUUUUAUUGGACCAUUAUCACCCCAUAGAGAUUACCUUUGCACGCGAUCAUUGUAGUGGCUUUUUGCGUCUUAGUGACCCCCAAUCAGCCGACAGAUUGUAUGCAGUCUGCAAUGGCUAUACUUUCAGUGAUGGGUCUAAACUUCAAUUUCGUCUUAACCGGGAUAAGUAUAAUGAUCCUGCUCCCCAGGGUGAUCUCUUGCAGGUAAAAGGUCUUCCUAACAACAUAGACGACGACGGUCUCUAUGAGUUGUUCCGUCCUUUUGGUCCUCUCAGUGUCUGCAAACCUAUUGUGGAAAACAACAUUUUCCGAGGCGCUGCGUUGAUUGAAUAUUUCUUUCAUGAAAGUUCGGAAAACGCCCAGCACCAUUUGCAUGGAAAGUCGUUGUACGCUAGUGGCAAUAUAAUAACCAUCACCCCUUUGGCAACCAUGAAGACCAACUCAAAGCCACUUUCGUCCUUUGAUUUUAGAUCAAAUAACAACAGCAGUAACAGCAGCAGUAACAAUAGCAGUAGUAAUAAUAAUAACAUUGGGGAAAAGUCAGAAUCAAGCCACGUCGAUUACAUGAACCUCUAUAUUAAGAACCUUGAUCCCUCAAUCACAAGUGAAAACCUCAAGGAGCUUUUUGGCAAGUAUGGUCACAUUGUGUCUGCCAGAGUCAUGAGCAAUCCUUCUACUCGUCAAUCAAAGGGAUAUGGCUUUGUCAGUUAUGGAAAGGCAGAUGAGGCUAGUGCUGCACUUCAUGACAUGAACAACGUCAUGGUUGGCUCAAAGGCUCUGAUUGUUGCCUACCACGAGCCCAAAAGACCACGCCAGGAGAAAUCAAUGACCGGUGGUGGUAAUAAUGGCAACAGUAAUGGUAGUGGAGGAGCAGGAGGUGGAUCCUCCCCCAAUCAUAAUUUGAUGUCCUACAACACAAAUACCCUCCAAUCAAAUCAACCCCAAGAAUACCCAUCUUAUACACCAUCCCAUAUGCCUGAGCCUGUAUACUAUACAUCGGACAACAGACAUCCUCAUGAUAUGAUAAUGCAAUCAUCAAUUCACAUGUCUUCCCCUGUCAGUGGGCUUGGUAUCGAUAAUGUGGAUCAACUAGCAUCAAAUAUCAAGGAUCUUUCAAUAGGACAACGUCAUCAGCCCAUGUCUAUGCCUGUGCCUCAUCCCACUCAAAGAAAGCCCUCUCUUGCUGAUUUACCCUAUGGACAUUCUCCUCAUUCUGCUGUCCGCCUCUCACCUCAGUUCCCAUCUCCUCCUAUUUCUGGUACCAGCACUGGUGGCGGUCCUUCCUUGGCUUCCCUUGCUUCGGGAAUUUCUGUCCAGCAACCACCUACCAUGCCACACCAUCACCAACAACACCAGCAGCAGGACUUUAAGAAACAGCCCGAAGGAAAACCCAGUUUAAGGCGCAGGGGGUCACUUGAGUCUAUCUGCUCUGUUAUGACCGAGACUUCUUCAAAUGUACAGCACCAGAAGAUGACAAACGCAGUCAUGCAUUGUGGCUCUUAUGGAAAAAGCUUGCCGGAUAUUGUCGACAUGCUCCUCACUCUGAAACGUAAAGAGAGAACUCUGUGUCUGUUCAACCCAGACUUCUUGCAGGAGAAGAUUGGUUUGGCACUUGAGGCAUUAGAUGUGUUUAGUGAAGACUUUGACACAGAUGAAGAAGAUGUACCACCAAUGCCUACAAGAAAACACCCAGGAUCACCUUUAUUGGCAGAGGUUUCUUCGGCCAUGUUUAUUAGCCGAUCGACGAAGAAUCUGAAUACAAUCCCUAAUGCAGAAGAGGCUGCUCUUAUCCAAUUUAGUCCACCUUCUCGCAAUCACAUUCCCGUAGAAAUUGCGACGGCACCUAGUGAAGAGAACGGCGAGGAAGCCACACUGAAACUUUUGGAAUCAUUGGAAGGUAGACCAUCCCAAGAAAAGAAGCAAUUGUUGGGAGAUAGACUGUUCCCUCUGGUUAAGGCUACAGGCGCAAAACAUGCCCCCAAGAUUACCAUUAGAUUGCUUGAUACCAUUGAGAUAACCGAAUUGGCUCAUCUUAUGUACGACAAAGAAGCUUUGAAGCAGCGUGUUGAAGUUGCUGCAGCAAAUUUGAAAUAAGGGCUAUUUGCUCUUCUUCUUUAUUGUUGACAUUGGAUAGAGACAGAGAUAGAGAUCUAAGAAAAAAAUCUCCCCUCGAUACUUUAUUAUUCAUACACAAGUUAUUUAUCUUUCUCUUUCUCUCAUCUACUCUUUCACCUACUUCCUCAAUCACUUCCUUACUUACCCCACCCAUUUACUCACUUACCCACUCACAUACGAAUUUCACCCAUUAACCUAUUCACCUAUUCACCUACACAAACACAGAUACUUCGUUCCGUUUCCUUUUAUAUUAUUAAUAUUAUCUAUCAAACAACUGUUUCCUUUUUUUUUAACC
Phycomyces blakesleeanus NRRL 1555(-) is the source of this 2661-nucleotide messenger RNA. RefSeq lists its product as hypothetical. The record is from RefSeq and is a predicted model, not a curated record. Gene Ontology annotation, molecular function: poly(A) binding; mRNA 3'-UTR binding; poly(U) RNA binding. Bases 75 to 2345 code for a protein of 756 amino acids. NCBI's taxonomy places the organism in Eukaryota, Fungi, Mucoromycota, Mucoromycetes, Mucorales, Phycomycetaceae. The transcript is spliced from 11 exons. Gene Ontology annotation, cellular component: ribonucleoprotein complex; cytoplasmic stress granule; nucleus.